Onthophagus taurus is the source of this 703-nucleotide messenger RNA. NCBI's taxonomy places the organism in Eukaryota, Metazoa, Arthropoda, Insecta, Coleoptera, Scarabaeidae. The record is from RefSeq and is a predicted model, not a curated record.
CCUCGGUUUGCAGCCACGCAAAUUUUGAAACCGAAAUGGACAAGAUCGAGUACACCAGGAGAUGCGGACGCAGAAAAGGCAAAGACGAGAAGAGGGGAAAGAUGAUAAAGGACUCUUUUAUUUCUUGAAAUGCAAGGAUUGUUGUAUUAACCCAGAAAUAGGAACAAUUUGGGAAAAGUUCAGGCAAUAUUUUUGCACUUUCGCCCCUCAAACAGGAAACAAAUUUGGUACUCUAUCGACCGCCUAUAAUAACGAUUACACUGCUAUAAUCGCAAACUUUGAUCUUAAGGGUGCUAAGGGUCCUAUUAUCCAAGGGUCCGCUGUUAUCGGUUAUCAAGGUUGGCUGGCUGGUUACCAAGCGGCUUUUGAUGCUGAAAAUAAGAAGUUAACGAAAAAUAACUUCACCCUUGGAUUCUCAACUGGCGAUUUUAUCCUUCACACCAAUCUCGAUUUAAGCGAAUUUGAUGAUAACAUUUACCAGAGGGUGUCCCCUCGACUUGAGACUGCUAUUCAGUUGGCGUGGUCUUCUGGAAGUGACGACAUCAAGUUGGGAACCAUACCAAGAAACACCAGUCAAAUUGGUUUGGGCUAUAAACAACGUUUAAGAGACGGUAUCACAUUGACUCCAUUGGCUUUGAUUGGUGGGAAAAACAUUAACGGUGGUGGCCACAAAUUCAGUCUCAACCUUGAACUUGACGCCUAA